Pararge aegeria (speckled wood butterfly) is the source of this 1129-nucleotide messenger RNA. RefSeq lists its product as uncharacterized. The record is from RefSeq and is a predicted model, not a curated record. The transcript has 4 exons. The coding region runs from base 62 to 1129 and encodes 355 amino acids. NCBI's taxonomy places the organism in Eukaryota, Metazoa, Arthropoda, Insecta, Lepidoptera, Nymphalidae.
GCUAAGCUGACUCGACAUCGAAAACCCCGAAGACGCGAGCCCAUGGCCGGACAAUCACCCCAUGCCGAUCCCACGGUGGGGGUGCCCGCGUCCUUCCCUGCAUUUAACACUCCAGCAAUACAAAGAUUUUAUUACAAAAGCAGAUGCACUUAUCAGCAAGCUACUCGUCAGUCAAAAUUAUGAUUCAAUCAGUAAUUUCAUUACCCUAUACAAUAGCUACAUAAACUCAAAAGAGAACUCAUUAAAAGAAUACUUUCCUAAGUAUAACCCACCAAUCCAACCCUAUAAGCACACUUGCGUAGGCUUAGCCAUAGAAGUAAUGAAUGUACUGAAAUUGCUUGACGACGAUUUUCCUGGAAUAAAACAAUCAAUUAUGCUGGUAUCCUGCGAAGAAAAUGUUCAAAGCCUGCAAGACUAUAUGGCUAUGCAUUCUGGGCCACAAGGAUUUUUAGUUGAGACAGAGAAAGACCAUGUCAUGGUAGCUUGCCAUUUGGAACUUGAUGGCAGGCCUGGUUUGUUUAUAUCUGACUUGGGGUACCACAUCGCCGGCAUUGUCACCGUUAUGAGGGAUAACGGGUACCCGCAUACAGGUUGGUUCACUCAAGUACAAAAGCCGCAGUGCAUGAAGGAGUAUAACUACGUGUUCAACCACCAAAACCCCAACUACAUCGAAUGGCAUGAGCGCGAGAUGAAAUCUGAUAAGAUCAAAAUACGAUUGUCCCUAGUGUACGUCGAGAAAGCCUUCCGAAGCUCAAUCGAAGUUACUGAGAAGAGGAAUUUGGUUUGGCAUGUCAAGAGUCUCGUAGCCCGUGAUUCCAAAGGCAAUUUGAUGGCUGGAAUCUACUUCGUAUCCAAGCGGAAGGAAACCAAGCUCACAGUAUCCUACGUCGGUCCAGAUAAUGUCAAGCUAAGAAAGAAGUUGAAUUUGGAGGAUUUCCUGGACCUAUCAAAGAUUCCUCGUGACAUAAUACAAGAUGUGGAGUUGUGCAACGAGCAGCUCCAUAUGGAGGACGGCACGUUGACGACGCUACUCCACGAGCUGGCCGUCGUCAUGAACAAUUGCAGCUUUGUGUCAGAAAUGCACGAUUUAAACGACAUGAUGAAGAACCUUACCAUUAAAAUGAAAUAA